Molecule: messenger RNA, 1596 nt
Organism: Drepanopeziza brunnea f. sp. 'multigermtubi' MB_m1
Lineage: Eukaryota; Fungi; Ascomycota; Leotiomycetes; Helotiales; Drepanopezizaceae
Source: RefSeq, a predicted model, not a curated record
AUGCCCCGGGGCGCCUGGCGACCUUUACCGAGCAGAAGUCCUGUACACAGUAAACAAAGCCAAACGGUGCGGUGCGGUGCGGUGCGGCGCGGACCACCGGGCGAUCCAUCCAUCAUCCAUCAUCCAUCAUCCAUCAUCCACGCUUCCCGCCUCCCGCCUGGCAUCCACCCCCAUUCGUGGGGAUGGUUUCUCAAGGGGGUAGCCAGCAGUGAAGAGAGGGCAGACAGGGCAAGGAGGGCAGCCAGGGCAGCCAGGGCAGACCGGGCAGACAGGGAGAAAGUGUGGCUCGGUCCCUCCAGCCCAGGGCCCCCUGUCCCGAGGCGUGGCACAGCCGGCCGGCGCACAGCCACUCUCCGAGUCAGUCAGUUUCUUCUUCUCCCCAUCUCCCCCAUCUCCCCCAUCUCUCCAUCAUGCCCGCCCGCAUCGAAGGAACUCGAAGCGAGUGGCCCUCUUUCGCUUCACAGAAACCCCUACCCUGCUCACGGCUGCAGGCUGUCGGAUAUUGUCUGGAGCUCUUGGGUUCUUCAGCCUUACGUAGAUAGUACUACUACAGUACUAGAUUCCGGAGAGCUCUUGCUUUCCAUCGUCAUGGCCUGCAAGGGCUGUCGCGAUCAGAUUCCCGCCUCCCCCACCGAACCGGCCUGGAACUCAAAAUCUGACAGGCCUUUUCCCGCAGAAGAACCGUUGCAGAUUCCCGUCGUCCCGUCGGAUGGUCCUUCGGUUGCAACGGUAUAUAUUGAACACCAACAGGACCCGAAUGAUCUCAAAUCGCAAAAGUGCAAAAUCACCGCAGCAACACGGAGGCGAUCUGGGUUGUCUGAUUGUCGAUCGCAACUCCCCGUGACUAAGAACAUCGUGAUGACUCAUAGGGCUGCAAACACUGAGCCAGUCAGUCUCCGUGCAGUGCUUACGGGCAGUGCAGUACAGAGUAUCGGGUACGCCGAGUUUGGCGUCAAGCGGAGAAGCCGUAUGCAAGCCAAUGAUCAAGUUGGAUUGAAUAGGCCUACCAGAGCUAUAUCCCGAACGGAGAGAAUGCUGGCGGGACGGAGGAAAAGACCGGCAGGAGUGAGUAAGACGAGAUCAACAACGGCGUUGGCCGGUGAGCAGAUUGAGGUUAGGUUACCUAGCCUGCAUGGGGAAACUGGGGCCGUGGUCGCUUCUGCUAGUAUAAACCGCCCAGAAUCCCUUCAAUCUCCCCUGGAAGAGUUGCGGCCGGACGAUUCGCGGUGGUCGCUGAUAUCGGACGCAACGGCGAGUAAUGCUAUUAUUCGAUUAAUGAGGAGACUUUCGGUCAUCCGGGUCUGUGAGAGGAGAGUGUCGCUUGAAGCUGCAGAGAGCCCAGAUAGACAUGCAGAACCACCACUCAAAGCGGAAUGUAUCUCUGCGAUCGCAAGCAUUGCCUGGAAAGGAAACCGGCCCCCUUGCCCGCUCGCUGUGACCCGUCACCCCUUUCCUAAACAGCAAGCAAAUAGGCGAAGGGCGUGGCAUGGACAUGCACGAAGCUGGGGCUUGGACCUGGACCUGGAUGCAACCUGCUGUGCUGGCGGGGUAAUCGUUGUCCCGUCCCCCACGGUCUUGGACCGACGCCCGAGAUGA